Molecule: messenger RNA, 756 nt
Organism: Lycium ferocissimum
Lineage: Eukaryota; Viridiplantae; Streptophyta; Magnoliopsida; Solanales; Solanaceae
Exons: 2
Coding region: 1-756 (251 amino acids)
Molecular function (GO): zinc ion binding
Source: RefSeq, a predicted model, not a curated record
AUGGCAAAGGCAUACACGCGGGAUGAUUUCGAUGAGUUGAUGGGAAAGGUUCAAAAGGUAGAUAUGCGUGUGGUGGAGUAUUUGGAAUCGGCUGGUAGAGACAAGUGGGCUAGAUUGUAUGCAUCUGUUAACCGAGGGUGGACAAUGACUUCUAAUAUAGCAGAGUGCAUUAACCGACAUCUUCUUGCAGCUAGAGAACUGCCUAUAUAUGACUUUCUCGAAGAAGUUAGAAGGAUGUUUGGGAGAUGGAAUUACAAUAACCGGAGAAAUGGAACAUACACGUUCACUACACUCGGUAAAAAGUUUCAGGAGAUGCUAUCGAUCAACGAGUAUCUAUCUCUACGAAUGACGGUAGAACCGUCAACAGAAUUUGUGUACACAGUACAUGAUGGAGGACGACGAUUCAUUCUUGAUUUGAGUAGCAAAACUUGCAGUUGUCGUAUGUUUCAACUAGAUGAAAUCCCCUGCCCGCAUGCAUGGGCUGUCAUUAAAAAGAAAAAUCUGGUUGCUGAGGAUUAUUGCUCUGAUUUGUUCAAACCGGCGACCGUGUUGAAGACAUAUGAUAUACCGGUGGAUCCUCUACCCGACGAGCGUGAAUGGAACAUUCCCAACCACAUCUUGGAGGAUGUUGUUUUGCCCCCAAGAUACAAGAGACCGCCUGGUAGGCCAAAGAAGAGGCGUGAUAAGCCUUUAAGUGAAUUGUUGUUUGGAAAGGGCAGACAUGCUUGCAGUACUUGUGGACAACUUGGGCACUGA